This is a messenger RNA of Venturia canescens, 2566 nucleotides long. RefSeq lists its product as uncharacterized. The coding region runs from base 1859 to 2365 and encodes 168 amino acids. The record is from RefSeq and is a predicted model, not a curated record. Lineage: Eukaryota; Metazoa; Arthropoda; Insecta; Hymenoptera; Ichneumonidae. The transcript has 2 exons.
UUACCCAGCCUAUUGAUGCAAUGUGUGAAAGAUCGAGUUGUGUGUAAUUCCAAGUGAAAACCGUGACACUUACGGCUUGCGAAAUAUCUCGUUGAGAUUCGUACGUGAUUUCAUCAACUCCAGCAUUUUCUGGUAGAAUUUUCACGAAUCGUCUAUUUCACGAUAUGGAAUUAGGAGAAUAGGUGGAUUAUUCCUAGGAUUAUUCGUAGUUAAAGUACACCGAAAAAACUCGAAUAUCCAUGUGCAGAAUCUCAUUUGAUGCUAAAAUGGUAUCAUUGAAAUCCCGAAGUCUUCCUCCAAAUCGAGCACUUCAUUAUUUUACUUAUUUUCGAACCAUUGCACAUGAUUCGAGAAGUGGGUCAAAACCGAUUGGUUUAACCUGAAAAUCCGAUGCAUCGCAUCCAGUUGUGUACCUAUCGAUGUAACCUUCCAUAUAUCAUCGUUCCGCCAAACAUAUACCCAGAUGAAUGUCUUCUGAUAGUCAUCCGCGUUAAAAACUCUUCUAAUUAGCAUGCUGGAGGGGAAAGUUUAAAGAGAAGGAAAUAAUAAAAUCGUUGUUUUCGUUCGCGAGUGAGUUAUCGAACCAAGAGAUCAUUUGACGUGUAUGUGAACGCUGAAAAUUAGCACUAUUGAAAUCAGGUCGUAUAAGGUAGCUCAUGUAGAUCAUAUGUGUAUAUAACACGGUAGGGUAACCUAAUCGGGGUUAGCGUGCCAACUAGGCGACAGGGUCGUUCUCGUAUGUUUCAACCGUUUCAACGUAUCGACCAGCCGGCCGGUAGCGGUGGAGGAGAGCGCAGUGCCCUGUCGUCACAGCCUUCACUGACGCCACCAUACGGAGCAUCCCGGGACCACAAUUCCUCUUACUGUCUCGCUCUUGAUCUCCCUUCCUCUCUCACUCUUUCUCUCUUUCUCUCUCUCACACGCAUACACGCACUCCCUCUUUCUUUCUAAUUGAGUAAUCUUGACGAAAGAGGAUGGAGAUAUUUGUGAUCAGAGGAUUCGGAGAGAAGGAUUGCGUAGCGGGAAAAGUACAGUUGUGUAUGUGUUUGUGUAUAUGUGUGUAGCGAUAGACAGAGAUAGAGAAAGAUGGUUGGUGGUGAUUGACAACAUGUGCGCGUCGGAGGAGCCGCAAGCACGUUGUCGUGAUCAUCUUAGUAUUUGAUUUGAAUAUGCGACGGUGCUUUGAAAGGAUUUACCGGUGAUGAGGUGAUACGCUGGAGGGUUGAUUGGUAGUUAAGUAAUUGAACGGAAAUAGUCUGGUUUGAUAGAAGUGCAGCAGAGAUCAUGCCGAUUUGUCAGUUUCCCAUGAUUCAAUAGUGAAGACGGAAAGUGGGGAGUGAAUCCAGUUGGAUCGAAGGUAUCACGGUGCAUGUGGAGGUGUGACUAUAUAUUUACAUGAGAGGGAAGUACCGGAAGUAUAUAGAUUGAGUAUCGGUUGGAAAGAAGAGUAGUAGCAUCAUGAGGCUAGAGAGGGAUAGGGAAAAAUAAGUUGCGAGUGUGUCGCAGAUCGUGCGAAGGUAGCAAGUGUGAAAAGGCUGAGUGAAGAAGGAACGUUGCACAUUGAAUUAAUCCAGUAGUAGAAUUAGUGAUGUGCAGGGUGAUGGAUCGUGUUGCUUGAUUGUGAACGAAUGACUGGAAAUGCUCGUACAGCGUGAAUGCUGCAUAAUGGGUUAGAAAUGAUCAACAGUCAGAUUGUUAUGUUAAUUGAUUAACGUGAAAGUAUAUAUGGAAGUGAGCAUGAUCCCGUUAUACUUAUAAUGAUAAAGUGGUUUCGUAUGGCGAAUAGUUUGGAAGUUUUUGAGAUUUCGUCAUCAGUUAGGGCAGAAGUGGAGUCAACGGACGUCAAUCAUCGAGUUGAAUGGGUGGGCCAGGCACCGAGCGGGCUACGAGGCACAAGCUGAACGCGGUGCCACACCACGUCGGUCACGGGGAACGUCUCCUCGUUAUCGGCGAGCCACCCGCCCCGUGUCGCUGUUACCAUCCAAACAAUCAUCAUUCACCACCUGGAACUAUUAUUCUACCUUCACCCCCGCCCCUCGGAUCACUGCACGCACGUAACAGCUUCAACGCAACUAUCAAUCUCGACAGCAUAAACAACAAUAAUAACUAUAACGACAACAACGCAAGUCAACGCAACAGCAAUCACAUCGGUACAAACGAAAAGAGCAAUCACGCCAAGGUCAUCGCAGCUGACGAUACAGUCAAGAAAGCGGCCAUGUCAUCCCCGCCGAAGCACCGCCGGGGCUUUGAUCCCAACGACUCUUCAAACAAUGAUUUUCGUCGCUACCGUCGUGUCAAGACGCGACAACGAGGCUUUGUAUGUUCCCAUCGUGACCUUCAAGGCUGGGCACACAGACCUCCUUGAACCUCCAUGAACCUGACACAUCCAAGAGCACAGGCACGUCCAGUACACGCUUGCGAUGUUUGAUGUUGGAUCGCUUGGCUACCGGUUCGCUCGAUGGGAAGUCGUCGCGAUGUUUCGAACGAAUAAAACUAAAAAUAAUGACAAAAAUAGAAACAAAAAUAUUAAUAUGAAUAAUAAAAGCUGGUUUUGCGACAAAAUAAA